UUAUAAAUAAUUAUGGUUUAAAAACAGUACAAUAGAAUGUAAAGUGCUUCCAUAGUAAAACAUAUUACAAAAAAUUAAGAAAAAAAAUAAAAUUAAAAAACAAACCCCUCCAAAACGGAAAAAAACUCUGUUUAUCAACCAACGUGCACGGAAAACAAAAUAGCAAACUCUCUCUCUCUCUUUCUCUCUCUACGGAUUAUUAAAUCUCUUGUACCUCGCAGCAGUCAGCCAAAGAGCAAUCUUGGUUAAUGCGAGUACCAGCUAUUUUUUCUAAUUGGACAAUUUGCUUGCUGGUUGCAAUCAGUCGUCGUUGUUGCUUUGUACGUGUUGAACGUGUUUGGUGAAUUAAUAAAAUCCAAAAGAAAAGUUUACGCUACGAUUUGAAUUAAUCGCUUGAUUUCAAAAAUUUUACCUUUGAUUUAAUAAAUAAAGUAAUAUGGAAAAACUAAGCGUGUGCAUUGUCGGUUCUGGCAAUUGGGGAUCUGCGAUUGCCAAGAUUGUAGGCGCGAAUUGUGCUAACAUGGAUGAGUUCGACAAUCGCGUUAAUAUGUAUGUUUAUGAAGAAGUGGUCAAUGGCAGAAAACUAACAGAAAUCAUCAACGACACUCAUGAGAAUGUGAAAUAUUUACCGGGACAUAAGCUACCAGAAAAUGUGGUUGCAGUACCUGAUCUUGUAGAGGCAGCUAAGAACUCCGAUAUACUUAUUUUUGUAGUACCACAUCAAUUUAUACCCAGCUUUUGUAAAACACUUUUGGGUAAAAUCAAACCAAAUGCUUUUGCGAUUUCCCUUAUUAAAGGAUUUGAUAAGGCUCCAGGUGGUGGUAUUGAUUUAAUUUCUCAUAUCAUUAAUCGAAAUUUGAAGGUUCCAUGCUCUGUACUUAUGGGCGCUAAUUUAGCUAAUGAAGUAGCUGAAGGCAAUUUCUGUGAGACAACAAUUGGUUGCCGGGAUGCAAAACACGCUAAAAUCUUCCAUCAAUUAUUCCAGUCACAAAAUUUCAGAGUAGUUGUAGUUGAUGAUGCAGAUGCUGUUGAAAUUUGUGGAGCUCUAAAGAAUAUUGUAGCUUGUGGUGCAGGGUUUGUAGAUGGUCUUGGUUUGGGUGAUAAUACAAAAGCAGCUAUCAUUAGGUUAGGUUUAAUGGAAAUGAUACGCUUUGUAGAUGUGUUUUAUCCUGGCAGUAAAUUAUCAACUUUCUUUGAAAGUUGUGGUGUUGCAGAUUUAAUAACAACAUGUUAUGGUGGCCGCAAUCGUAAGGUUUCUGAAGCUUUUGUUAAGACUGGUCUUACAAUAGCGCAAUUAGAAACUGAAUUGUUAAAUGGUCAAAAAUUGCAAGGCCCCGCUACAGCCGAAGAAGUUAACUAUAUGCUCAAAAAUAAGGGUUUAGAAGACAAAUUCCCAUUAUUUACCGCCAUACACAAAAUAUGUACAAAUCAACUUAAAGUUGAAGAACUGAUUGAAUGUAUACGUUCUCAUCCCGAGCACAUGGAAACGUCUUUCAUGCCGACACCAAAACUUUAAUUUAACAAAAUACACUUUAGGUCAUAAUUUACAACACACAAGUAAAUAAAAUAUAGUAAAACUAUCCGAUCAUUGUGUGUAUGUGCAGGAACAUACAACAUAUCGUACAUGCAGCAUAUAUCCUCAAAAAUGCAUAAAAAACUGCAUUUUAUGUAUAAAUCCGACACAUUUGCCCCCUGACCUAUGUACUCCAUAUAUGACUUUUUAUUUCGUAAAGUAACUAAAAAACUUAAUAACUUAAUUUUUCCUAAUAGUUGCUCAACAACAACAACAACAACACCUAUAUACCAAACAUUAAACCAUUAUAAAUAAAUUUUAGAUUUUUAGAUACAUAUUUCCAAUUUUAUGUUGUCAUUAA
Molecule: messenger RNA, 1874 nt
Organism: Teleopsis dalmanni
Lineage: Eukaryota; Metazoa; Arthropoda; Insecta; Diptera; Diopsidae
Product: glycerol-3-phosphate dehydrogenase [NAD(+)], cytoplasmic-like
Exons: 8
Coding region: 437-1516 (359 amino acids)
Biological process (GO): carbohydrate metabolic process; glycerol-3-phosphate catabolic process
Cellular component (GO): cytosol; glycerol-3-phosphate dehydrogenase (FAD) complex
Molecular function (GO): protein homodimerization activity; NAD binding; glycerol-3-phosphate dehydrogenase [NAD(P)+] activity
Source: RefSeq, a predicted model, not a curated record